This is a messenger RNA of Trematomus bernacchii (emerald rockcod), 1766 nucleotides long. RefSeq lists its product as uncharacterized. Gene Ontology annotation, cellular component: plasma membrane. The transcript has 5 exons. Lineage: Eukaryota; Metazoa; Chordata; Actinopteri; Perciformes; Nototheniidae. The record is from RefSeq and is a predicted model, not a curated record. The coding region runs from base 313 to 1242 and encodes 309 amino acids.
CAAGGUCUCCACCGAUCACUUCAGCUCUCUUCGUACUCUCGAGUUCCCAUCAUGAGCCCCUGCCCCUGUCCAAACCGGGGAAUUAGAACACGUUGAUGUUGCGGUGAGAAAGCGUUGUGGGAGGACCCUGUUGAUGACAGGCUGCUCACUGAAAGGCAGAGGGACGAAUACAAUCGGGUGGAGAAGCUCACGCACGACUCCAGUCCAACGGAAUCCCGACUUGUUUAGCCUGUACCGGGCACAGAGGAGCUCCGGUGCGCAGUCUUUACGCACACCAAACAGCGGACCGGGGGUCGUCUGUCAGUCACCACCAUGUCAGCGGCAACAGCUUCGAUAGCAGAUGUGUCCCGGACUGAUCUUACCAACAAAGAUGACAGCCGUUACCGGAAUAAUUCAGAUCAGGCUCAGUGUGCACCCAUGAUCCUGCCUGCCCUGGGCACCCAGAGGAUCAUCCAGGGCAAUGGCACCACGGUGGGGACAGUCAUCUCCCUGCAGUGCCCAGCCAAACACAAACUGGUUGGAAGUGAGCUGAAGUGCGUCAUGGACACCAACAGCCCCCACUGGGUGGGCGAGACCUACUGUAAACCUCUGCCUACAUAUGACGACUUUGGUUUCCGUGUGGCUGUUCUGGCAUCCAUUAUCAGCGCGGCCAUAAUCCUCUUCAUGUCCAUGGCCUUCAUCACCUGCUGUUGGGUCGACUGCAUGAGAGAAGACAAAAGGAAAAAGCAAGAGAGGGAGCAAGAUAUGUGGAAGUGGGAGGAGCAGCCCCAACAUCAGGAAGACAACAGGUCUCGCUACAGCCAUAAAGGCAGGAACAACAACAACAACAACACCCCGGAGAAGGUGCUUUCACUUUGGGACCAUGAAAACCCAGCCAUGCGCGACAACAUGCAAGCCUGCAGAUGUCAUCAGCAGUACUCCUAUGGUCUUGACCGUGAAUAUGGCCCCGCUCCUCCACUUUAUACUCUCCCAGGCUACGACUACAACCAGCCUCUCUUACACCCAAACCUAGAAUAUGCAAAGAUGUCUGGUCUUCCUGAAUUCAGCGAUCCUCCUCAAUCCUCCAGCCAAACCAUGAAUCCAGACCUGCAGAUCUCAGCAGUGAGCAGAGCUGGUUUCGUAAGGCAGUAUGGAGGACGGGAGAGCAGUUUGUCAGGAGUGAGCCCAUCUAUCACCGAUGAAUCCAACACAAGGAAUAUAAACCCUGCCAAAGAAUUUUCCAUUCGGAUUAUAUCAGUGUGAGAUGCCAUCAUCAGUCAAAGACUUGGUUACCGGCCAAAUGAAUUGGUCUGUACAAUGAGGACUAUAGGAAAUAAUAACUGAACAUUCCUGAUCUUGUUGAAAAUAUAAUGUCUGCAGUUCUGCACUGUAUGAAUGAAGGCUCUAUUUGCAUACUGAUCUGACAGACUUAUGUGCCUUUUGAAAAAAUGUAAUGGCACAGUGCCCUCUGUCUGAAAAGAAGAGCCAUUGCACUUUCAGGACACUGGCCUUGUUGGAUGACAACCCCUAUAAUUUAAAUGUCAAGGGACUUUCAUGCUCUUAACAGAGCUUUUCAGAAACAAGUCAUAUUGUUAUGUUUUGGUUCAAGUUAACCACUAAGGAGUUCUAUGGAAAAGGGGUUCACAAAACAUUACAGGCAGCUGAGAACUCAUGUCAAGGCUCACUUUGGUGGGUGUGGAGAUCAGCUGGGGAGCACUGGCCACAAUGUAAAUAAUACUGUGUUAUUUUUUAAAGAAUGUAAAUAAAUGAAAGACUUCUACUGAUAA